Molecule: messenger RNA, 3082 nt
Organism: Paramacrobiotus metropolitanus
Lineage: Eukaryota; Metazoa; Tardigrada; Eutardigrada; Parachela; Macrobiotidae
Product: mucin-2-like
Exons: 7
Coding region: 128-2896 (922 amino acids)
Source: RefSeq, a predicted model, not a curated record
UUUACUGCAUUUGAUUUUCGGACAUGAAAAUUUUACGAAUCAUAAUAAACGUCUACUCGGUUAAAGUGUGGUAAUAUUUCAAAGGAAUUGUUGUUUCCCACAGACACAUUACGUUAAUUAAAUAAAGAUGAUUAUUUCAUAUGACAUCCCAAUUGUGUUAUCGCUUCUUAUCUUGUCCGCAUUUCCCUUUCUGCGUGCCAGCACAUACGAAGAUUUUGAGCCGGUAUGGAAAAGGCUGCUAGCAAAACAGAACAAUUCGCGGCUUGGAUAUUCGAAAGACUUGAACCAGUAUGGCGCUGAUCGAGUCCAAGGUUAUGGAAGUUCAUAUAUAACGCCUAACAGCAUCCAGUACUUAAUCAACGGACAACCAUCUUCUGCCACAACUUCGACCUACCCACAAACCCUUUCGUUGGUAUCAUCAGCGACCGGAAUAAUCGACAGUGAUGUGAAGUGUGGAACUGACAACCGGAAUUUCUGUAAUUACCCGGCACUUCCGUUCGUCGAAACCCUGAAUAUUCCCCAGCUCUUGGCCAGUCCAAACCGGCUAAAUCGUAUUCCGAGCGGCAGAUGCCCAGACGGAUAUACGAAACAUCCCACAAAAGAUUGUAUCAACAUUGCGCCCGCCGUCAUCGAAGCGACCUGUUGCGUCUAUGAUACACCUGUAGUGAAUCUCACAGAUUACUGCUCCAACCGGCAAGCAAUCCAGUUUAACGCAACCUUUGAAUUAUGUGACGGCAGAGAUUUCAUUAUUUCCGAUUCCAGUGCAUGGCAGAUCAAUGAUGAAUUCAAGAUUCUGGGUGGCCCGUAUAGCCUAAGCACGCUUACCGGUGGUGCUGUGUCAUCAUCGGUCGACUCGGCGUUGGUAGACUCAUCAUGCAAUGUGGGAUUCUUCCAGGGCAAAAAUUUGCAUUGGAUGAAUUUCCCCAACCGAACAGCUAGUACUGACCACACUCUGUCGGAAUUACUGGGAACGAUUCCCACGAAUUUAUGCGGUGGGAAUACUGUGUGCACUGCAACGGCCGUGAAUUUUGCGGUGUGCCCUAAUAAUGGAUUCUGCUUGACAAGUGUAAAUCUGACCGCAUCGAAUGGCACAAUUUACAAACAAUUAUUUUUGCUGGCCCCGGGAUUUAAUUCCUUUUUCAACUCAACAAUAUUUCCACCCGGCAUCGCCGUACUGAACAAUCAGGGUCUCAACAGCAGCUACCAGAACUAUAUAACGGCAACAUAUUUGCGGAGCACAAAUCGUUUAGCAUUUACCGAUACAUCCAACAAUGUUUACUUUUAUGAUCCCACCGGAAAGCUGCUCUCUGGCCCAACUAAUUUAUUCGAUUUAUUUGGCACUUGCGGCACCACUCCAUCUUCCACCGGGGGAGGACGUUAUACAAUCUACAUUCCGUAUCCGAUCUACGGGGUGUCAAAUCAAAGCAAUCCUUAUUUACCACAGCAGCUUCCAGUGUAUUCGCAGUUACCGGCAUCUUAUGACCCUUCCCUGCUAUCCGGAAUCAACUAUGUUCAAAAUCAACCAUCGUCAUAUGUUGCUGUCCCAUCUCCACCGGCCCCACACACUUAUUAUGACAUUCCAAAACCCGAGCCCUACAAACAAUACCAGACACCGGCUCCGCAGUACCAACCGGCCCCCGCGCCUCAGUAUCAACCGACACCGGCCCCGUCGUAUCAACCGGCACCCGCACCGGUCGUCCCUGUGUAUCAGCCGGCUCCCUCACCCCAAUACCAGCCGGCAAACCAGUACCAAUUUGCUCCUGCACCACCGGCAUCCUAUCCAGAGUAUCCGACUCCACCCUCGCCUCUUUCUUACCAAUCGACCCAACCGGCAGUUUAUGCCACAACACCGGCACCCCAGUACCAAUACCAACCGACUCCGUCACCGCCAUCCUAUGUCAGUCAGCCGGCACCGAACCCGGCAUACCAACCAGCUUCCCAACCUGCAUCUUGGCCGUCGUACCCGACAGUGGACGUUCAAGGUCCUUCUUACCAGCAGAUCAACAACGGAAACCAGUAUCCAAUCAUAAUUGCUGGGUCAUCGUACAGCGCACCGGCAUCCACGGUGGCACCGUAUAAUGCCCCCGCUCCGACAAUUGGUUACGCAUCGCCGCCCCAGUAUAGUCAACCGGCUCCUGCGCCGGCACAGUACCAACCCGCCCCUCAAGCGCAGUAUAGUCCAUCCCCGCCACCGUACGACGCUUACAGCAAACCAACACCGGCGCCGAUGUAUCAACCCGCCCCACAAGCGCAGUAUAAUCCAUCCCCUCCAACGUAUGACUCCUACAACAAACCAGCACCGGCGCCGGUAUACCAACCCGCUCCGCAGCCUCCGUAUAGUCAACCGACGCAGGCUCCAUACCAGUCUCCGUCACCAUCGUAUCAGCCGGCUCCGGCGCCCCAGUACCAGCCGGCCACGACUUCUGCGUCUUAUCAGUCAACUCCAGCACUCGUCACAAACGCUCCCGCUUACCAGAACCCAUAUAAGCCAAAUGCAUACUAUGAGGACGCUACCCCGGCGCCGUACAGUAGUCCCUCCCCAUCGGGCUAUUCCUCUCCGUACCAGACACCGUACCUGGUUCCGCCGAUGGACUUACCCAUGUACGUUCCUUCCGUACCGUCGUACAACUACCAACCGGCAGCCACAACAAAGAAGCCCUAUAAAGUUACAACAACCUCCACAACGCCCACGACAGUGAAAAAGUGGAGGACAGCGGCUCCGUCCAUUGUUAUGAAAAUUACGGGCAACGACAAUAAAAUGAAGCCGGACUUUCAACCGCCAGGACAUCAGUUCUUCGACUUGUCGGCUUUUGUCAGAAAAGGUGGUAGUUUCGUGGAUUCUGAUGACAAUGAUGAUACCAGUCAGUCAACCGGAAACCGUAUGGUUCUGAUUUAAAUGCUGAUACUCAGAAGUAACAGACUCUUUUUUUAUUUGCUUGGUUUAUGAUGCGUCUGCCUAUGUGAUGUUGUAGCCUACAUUAGGCAUCGCGAUCUUGUCCCGACGUAUUUAUAUCACUGCACAUACGUAUGUGAACAUCGACUUGCUUUUCUGCAGCAUCUGGCAUGCUGUAAAUUCUUUUGA